Messenger RNA from Phragmites australis (common reed), 1228 nucleotides. Its product is annotated as protein LURP-one-related 8-like. The record is from RefSeq and is a predicted model, not a curated record. The transcript has a single exon. Bases 189 to 851 code for a protein of 220 amino acids. Lineage: Eukaryota; Viridiplantae; Streptophyta; Magnoliopsida; Poales; Poaceae.
GGCAGGGGAGCCGAGGGGAGGUCACCUCCGCGUCAGCUCUCCUUUCUCUCCGUCGGUCCGUCCACGCACCCAACUCCGAAGCCAAUCUAGCUAUCCGGUAUAAAUUCCCCAGGCACUCCAAACUCCUCUCCACCUGCAAAACCAAUCCUUCCCAAGCUCCAAGCGCAGCAACCACUUAAUUCCAUUCCAUGGCCAAGGUGCACCCCAACGCCGUCGUGCCAGAGCCCGCCACCACCAGCAGUGGCACUGGCGGAGCGGCGGUGUCACCAGUCGAGGAUCAAGAGCCCGCAGUGCUGACGGUCUGGCGCAAGUCGCUGCUCUUCAACUGCGACGGCUUCACCGUCUUCGACGCCAAGGGCGACCUCGCCUUCCGCGUCGACUGUUAUGCUGCCUACCGCAGGCGCGCCGAGGUCGUGCUCAUGGACGUGGCCGGCAAGCCGCUCCUCACCAUCCGACGCAAGAGGCUGAGCCUGGCGGAGCACUGGGUCAUCUACGACGGCGACGCCACGGCAGCAAAGGACAGCCCUCUCCUCUCCGUCCGCCGCCCCGCCAGCCUCCGCGCCUCCAGGGCGCUGGCGCACAUCACGCCCCUCGCCUCCAGCAUCUCCGCCGAGGCGUACGUGGUGGAGGGCUCCUACGGCCGGCGGGCCUGCGCGGUGCGCGACGCGCGCGGGGAAGCUGUGGCGGAGGUGCGGCGCAAGGAGGCCGUGGGGAACGACGUCUUCAGGCUGGUGGCUGACCCUCGUCUCGGCGCGCCGCUGGCCAUGGGCCUCGUCAUCGCCCUCGACGAGAUGUUCGGUGGCGGCGGCGCAUCGGCGCGCUGGCUGCUGCGCCGGACCUGGUCGGCGUAGGAAAGCCAUAGAGGCCGCUGACAACCGGUCCCCACAUCAGGCCCAAGUCUCUACUGUACUGUGCAGUUCAGAGGCCCGGGACCCAGCUGUCAGCGUCAGCAGAGUUUGCAAUGCAGCCUGCAGCUGGGUCUAGCUUCUACUUCUAGCGUGCCGUAUCAGAUUCAGAUGUGAUACACAGCUACCUUAUAGUGUACACAAGUACAGAGUUUCUUCAAAAAAGAAAAAGAAAAACAAGUACAGAGCUAGAUUGUAGAUGAAAUUUUGCUGAUGAGCAAAUUGUACCCUGCCUGUUACUCCAGGACGCGAGGCGAAAUAAUCUUCAUCUGAACCGACUUGUAUGAGUUUUUCUCACGGCAUCUAAACGAUCAUUGUGUGCA